CUACAAUUUUUAUGGAACCAACAGGCAAUGCACACACAUCACAGGGAUUUAAGAGAUAUUUACAGGUAGCUAGCCUUACAGCCAAAAUGAGCAGUGGAAGCAAGAAGACUAUCCUAACACUAAGUUAGAAUGUCAAGUAUAUACUUUGCUUUCACCUCAUCAAAAAGGCUCUGCACUCCAGGUGUCCCUGCUUCAGCACCUCGUACACCUACACGGAGUAGCUCUCCUUGAAGCGCCACCUGGACACCGGAUACCAGCAUUUCGUCCAAAGCCAUAGGCAUCAAGCCUGGAGCAAGACCACCACGCCUGGCUCAUGCAAGGCAAAUACAACACAUUCAGAAGUCAAAGAAAGUUAACUCGACCUGGUUACAAUGUUCAUACUAUUUGCAAGACUCCCAUGCAGAUACAGUUUUUAAAGCCUUACGUUUUGAUUGGAUAAAUUGUUCCAAGUUGUAAGGUGGUAUGCAGAUUAGGUGACUCAAGAGCCCCUUUUUCAUUGGUUGAAAGCGUUAUGUUUUUUUAUCCAAUCAAACUGCGUGAUUUACCAUUCAGCUUUCAAGUAUAAUUGCUUCUCAUUUGCUAAGACAACUUGUGUGUCCCUUUUCCUUGGUGAGGCACUUUCGACAGAGGUUGUCAACAUGUCGGGCCGCGGAAAACAAGGUGGCAAGGCUCGUGCCAAAGCCAAGACUCGGUCUUCGCGGGCCGGCCUCCAAUUCCCCGUCGGCCGAGUGCACCGUUUGCUCCGAAAAGGCAACUACGCCGAGCGAGUCGGUGCCGGCGCACCAGUGUACUUGGCGGCGGUGCUGGAGUACCUGACGGCUGAGAUCCUGGAGCUGGCAGGCAACGCGGCUCGCGACAACAAGAAGACCCGCAUUAUCCCGCGCCACCUGCAGCUGGCCAUCCGCAACGAUGAGGAGCUCAAUAAACUGCUGGGCAAAGUUACCAUCGCGCAGGGCGGCGUCCUGCCCAACAUCCAGGCUGUGCUCUUGCCCAAAAAGACGGAGAGCCACCACAAGGCCAAGGGCAAGUAAAUUGGAAUAUUCGAGUUUUUGAUUGAGGAGGCAGUGUUAACCAAAGGCUCUUUUCAGAGCCACCCAUGUAUUCAUUAAGAGGGCUUACAUUUCCCAUAUUUAAGCAGUUAACAGGAGAAGGUAUUCUGCAUAGUUUGUCAAUCUAGAAGUGAGUGUUAGUAGUCACACUGCUGAAACCCCAGAUUAAUCCAGUUGAAGGAAUUUCCUUCAGCUAAGCGAAAGUGGUAGUGAAGAGCCUGUGUCAGUGAUAAUUAAGUUGACCAAUAACUUGGGUCCUCUGUUGUAAACCUUGAAGGAUAUA
Sus scrofa (pig) is the source of this 1332-nucleotide messenger RNA. Lineage: Eukaryota; Metazoa; Chordata; Mammalia; Artiodactyla; Suidae. The record is from RefSeq and is a predicted model, not a curated record.